This is a messenger RNA of Jaculus jaculus (lesser Egyptian jerboa), 2144 nucleotides long. RefSeq names its product zinc finger protein 613. The record is from RefSeq and is a predicted model, not a curated record. Gene Ontology annotation, biological process: regulation of DNA-templated transcription. Lineage: Eukaryota; Metazoa; Chordata; Mammalia; Rodentia; Dipodidae.
UCGCCUAAUCUCAGAUCUAUAAAAAAUAAGGCCAUCUGGGCCUCAAAGUUUGCGGUGUCAGGAAAUGAAGUGGCUUCAGUGCCUCUUCACCUAUCCGAGCCAUCCUAGGUGACAGAAGACCUCUACGGUGUGUCCCGUGCGUGAAAGACGGCGCCGCCCUCAGCGUCUGUGAAGAUGCGGGCGCAGACAUAUUACCUCGCGAAAGGAAAACCGGAAGUGCAGGUGUUCGCGCUCUGCUCCUCUUCCUCCUCCGCAUCCCCAGACCUCAAGUCCUGGUUGGCCGCCGUUGACCUAGCGCGGAUGCACGGUGUCUUCCCAGAACGCGGAGAGCUGUAAAGCAUGGUUUCUUCUGAAGAAAACCGAGACGGUGGGCGAGUGUCUCUGUGGGACGGGAAGAAGUGACAGGGUGUCUGUGGAUGUCCCUGCAGGACAUAGACGUGGAGGAGUUGCUGACCCUAAAGGAUGUGGCUGUGGAAUUCACCUGGGAAGAGUGGCAGCUUCUGGGUCCUGCUCAGAAGGACCUGUACCUGGAUGUGAUGCUGGAGAACUAUAGCAGCCUGGUGUCAGUAGGGUGUCGAGCCAGCAAGUCAGAUGCCCUCUCCCAGUUGCUCCGAGGAGAACCAUGGACAGGAGAAGAUGAAAUCUACAAUCAAAUCCGUCUAGAAAUGAAGAAAGUCGAUGGCCAUCUGCAGGUACAAUCACAAAACAAAAGAUGUAUGAAGAGAGGGGAACAAUGCCAUGAAUAUAAUGCAUUUAGAAGUACCAUUCAUCAGAGGAAAAGUAGUUUUCCUCUUAGGGAAAAUCAUCAUAUAUUCCAUUUACAUGGAAAAAUAUUAAAACCUAAUUUAAUCAACCAGGACAGAAGCUAUGAAGCAAAGGUUGUUGAAGUUAAUGGAGAUGAAAAAUUCUUCCUCCAUGCCAAUCAUGUACAAUUUCAAGCUGAUAUUAGCUUUCCUAAAUGUGGAAAUUCUGUGAGUAUAAAUUUACACCAAAGACUUCAAAAGAUAGAUAAACCUUAUAUGUGCACUGAAUGUGGGAAAUCCUUCUUGAAGAAGUCUGGUCUGAUUGAUCAUCAGAGAGUUCAUACAGGAGAGACACCUCAUGAAUGUUGUAUAUGUGGGAAAGCCUUCUCUAGAAAGUCUCACCUCACUGAACAUCAGAAGACUCAUGGAACAGAGAAAUGGCUUAAAUGCUCUGAGUGUGAUGAAGCAUUUGGCUGGAAAUCACAGUUCAUUGAACAUCAGAAAAUUUACACAGGAGAGAAACCCUUUGUGUGCAGUGAUUGUGGAAAAGGCUUCAUCAAAAGGUCAUGGCUCAUCAAUCAUGAGAGAGUUCAUAUAGGAAAGAAGCCUCAUGCAUGUAGUCUGUGUGAGAAAGCUUUUUCUAAGAAGUCCAGGCUUAUUAAACAUCAGAGAACUCAUACAGAAGAGAAGCCUUAUGAAUGUGCUGAAUGUAACAAAACAUUCCGCUGGAAAUCACAACUCAAUGCACAUAUGAAAACCCAUACAGGUGAAAAAUCACAUGUAUGUAGUGUUUGUGGGAAAGGGUUUAUUCAGAAAGGCAAUCUAACUGUGCAUCAGCGAACACAUACUGGAGAGAAACCCUGUGUAUGCAAUGAAUGUGGGAAAGGCUUCAUUCACAAGGGAAAUCUUCUGAUACAUCAGCGAACUCACACUGGAGAAAAACCAUAUGUAUGCAAUGAAUGUGGGAAAGGCUUCAGCCAGAAGACAUGCUUGAUAUCAUACCAGAGAUUUCACACAGGAAAGACUCCUUUUGUAUGUAGUGAGUGUGGAAAAUCCUGUUCACACAUGUCAGGUCUCAUUAACCAUAAGAGAAUUCACAUAGAAGAGAAGCCCUAUUCUUGUGGUGACUGUGGGAAAGCUUUCAGAGAUAAGUCAUGUCUCAACAGACAUUGGAGAACUCAUAUAAGAGAGAGACCCUAGGUUUUCUCUGAUUGUGGAAGAGUUUUCUCCCACUUGUCAUGCCUUGUUUAUCACAAGAGAAUGCUGCAUGCAGAAGAAAAGCAUGUUAGAUCUGUCAAGUUGAAAAAUCUGAGAUACACAGCUUAUCAUAAUGUUGAUCUUUUAUCAGAAAAGGAUCUUAUUAACAUGGUGACUCUUCAGAUGCCUUUUAUAGCAACUUAG